Messenger RNA from Peronospora matthiolae, 1557 nucleotides. NCBI's taxonomy places the organism in Eukaryota, Oomycota, Peronosporomycetes, Peronosporales, Peronosporaceae. The record is from the annotation of a GenBank genome assembly.
AUGCGGCGCUCCUUUCGAGCCGCUUCGAUCCUCUCCUGCAUCGUGCUCUUUGCAGACUCGAAACCCGUGCAAGGAGCUGCUGAUCCUUUAUGUUCCCUGCCUCCAGUCUCGUAUGCGAAAGCCAAAACCGCGUACCCGGCAUCCGCCUUCGCCAUUGAGGCGCUGGAGAAAUACAGCAUCGCAACGUGGUACUCCGAUCGGUUUGUUAAUGGAGACUAUGCCCAGCUCGCAGCUGACCUUGUGACGGCUUGCCCCCCUGACUCCCGGAUCAGUGUCGUCGUCUAUGGCUUGCCGAAUAAAGACUGUGCUGCUCAAGAGUCAACGGGUGGGGGCACGGUCUUCUCGGCUUCGGACUAUGCAGCGUUCAUCACGACACUGGCCUCCGCAAUCGGGGACAGGAAGGUGCUGUACGUUCUCGAGCCGGACGCUAUUGGGCUGCUGGCAGAUACCACAAAAUGCGGCCAAGGGGCUGGAUACCUCGCCAACCUGCAGACUGCUAUUAAGUUGUUGUCCCAGAAGAACGCGAAUGCGGAGAUUUACUUGGACGUGGGCUACUGGGCUCUCGAGUACCCUGCCACGUCUACAGCCGUAGCAGAUAUCGUGAAGCAGCUCGUGUCAGCGACGUCCAGAGUGAAGGGCAUUAUGCUCAACACGUCCAACUAUCAGUCCACGAGCACGUUAGCGACUCUGUGCAGCAAGUUCCAGCAAGCCAUUGGCUCGACGGACCUGCACUGCAUCUUUGACACGUCCCGCAGUUAUCAUGGAGGACCGGCGUCGAACGAGUGGUGCAACGUUAAGAGUGCAGGGAUCGGAGCUUUGCCUACGAAGGAGACAGGGCUGAGCAACGUCGACUACUUCAUUUGGGCCAAGCCACCAGGAGACAGUGAUGGGACGUGUGAUGGUCGCACGUCCGAUUCGAUGCACGGUCCUGGAGCCGGCGUCUUCUUCAACGACUUGUUCCAGUCUCUUUGGAACCAAGGCGUUAUGGUAGCUGAGAAGGGGUACCCUAUGAUUGACGGCAAGGUGCACAGCUUUGCGACAAUGCCGCAGGAUACGGAAUCGGAACAGAGUCAAAAUCAGACCCAGCAGGAUGAAGACCAAGGGCAGAAGCUUUGGACCAAGUACAAUGCGGCCCUGCCACUGCUGAAAUCUACGUCGCUUCAAAAGAGAGGCAGCACAUCCAUCGCCAUGGCUUCCACGAUCGAUGGCGAGACUGUUGUCAAGUCGACUGAAAGUCUUCUGAAGACGGACGAAGUGCCGUCUCAUGCUUCCCCGGCAUCAGUGCGGAAGCAUGCAGCAAGGUUGGCUGACAGCCAUCAGAUUUCGAACGCGAGCUCCAGCAGCUCGACCAUGGGCAGUAGCGUGGUUGUCAUCUGUGCUAUUGCGGCUGCAGCAGUCGUGGUGCUCGCUGCCGUUGUUUACGUCCGUCGCCAUCAGUCGAGGACGUUAAGUGAGAGCAAAACCCAAGAGCUGUCAGCACUAGCCCCUUUGCCGACAACAAUCGUCGAUUUUCGCCCUCAACCAGCUCUCCGUGCUCAAGACUCGUGCCUGUUGUAG